AAACAGUCGUGCUGCUGCCAGGUCCAGAGUCUCUCUCAUGGGUCCCUGUACGGCCUCCCAUUGCUGCUGUCUCCAUCGCCACACACUCUGCCAUGUGCCACUUUCAGGUCUCCUCACACUGCUGUGUGUGUUGAAUUUUUUUGACAUAGGGUGCUGGCAGAUUACGGGCCUCCUCCCAUAGCUGCUGCCAGGCCCCUAAUCUGCCAUGGGCCCCUAUAUAUACCGCCUCCUCAUCAGCUGCUGCCAAGUCCAGAGUCUCUCAUGGGUCCCUGUACGGCCUCCCAUUGCUGCUGUCUCCAUCGCCACACUCUGCCAUGUGCCACUUUCAGGUCUCCUCACACACUGCUGGUGUGUUGAAUUUUUUGAC
Molecule: messenger RNA, 367 nt
Organism: Staurois parvus
Lineage: Eukaryota; Metazoa; Chordata; Amphibia; Anura; Ranidae
Source: the annotation of a GenBank genome assembly